GUCGGAAGAAAAAGCCACAUUAAUCUCUGGCGGAAAAAUAACAUUCUACAGUAAAAUACAAUAUCACGUCACAGUAGUUGAUAGUGAUGUCCAUUUUCUUUGUGAAAUUUCAAAUUCAAAAACAUGCGGUACAGGUUUUACAUCUGUUCAAACCUCAGUCCACGUUGAUACAAGAAAAGGAAUGCAAAGACAGAUGUCUGAGGAACCUGAAAAUAACACAGCUGUAGUUGCUGCAUUGUCCGGGCUUUUGACCUUGACCGUUAUUCUUCAAAUCCUUGUCCUUGGUGUGCUUUUUCGACAAAAAGAAAUCAGGAUGUUUGGUUGGGCAAUUAGAAUUGACAGACCCCGCAAACAUCUCUCGAAUGGUCAAGAAGAAAAAACAAUUGCAUGUAUAUCUGGUAAUCGGUCAUUACCAGAAAUACCUGCAUCGGAGACAACGAAAACCAUAGAUUGCCCGGAAAGAGCAUGCUCAAGUUCUCAAGAGGGGGAGAAACGGCUCGCUUCAACAGAAGGCUAUGUUCAACAACAGGUGAAUUCUACAUAUUAUGAAGGAUAUGGUUACAUUGCCGUUGGUCCAAUACAAGACGAUUAAGAUACAAAAGAUGAAAAAAAGUUCAAGAUGUUAACAUGUAUUAUACAAAACAUUGUUUGCCUUUGCUUGUCAAUAACCACAUUACACUUCUAAGCAGCCAUAACUGAAACUUAGCAUAUAAUUUUUCAUUAUAAUAUUCAAAAUGUCAUUUAUUGCUACAGAAUUUGUUUCUAGUAUAUUUCUUUUUAAAAGUUGCUCAUAUCAAUUGUCUUUUAUUUUUUUAACAAGUGUCAAAAGUUUGAAGGUUUGUGAUAAUGCAUAUUAAUUAAGUUCAUAAUACAAAAUAAAGAUAAAAUUAGAGCCCUGUCUUAUCUAAUUAAAAAGAAUAUAUUCAUAGAAACUGAUUUAGUACUAAGGUCUCCGAUCCACAUUAAAUCUUUUUGGUAGAAUUAACACGGACAGUUUUAUGUGUAUCCAAGUUGUCACAGUGUGUAUGCGUACAAAGCUUCAUGUACCUUUAGCUAUAUAGCUUGUUUAUAAAAUGCAUAAAUCUGUGUGUGGAUUAAAAAAAAAUGUAACACGCUUUUUUGUUUUUAAUUUAAA
Magallana angulata is the source of this 1135-nucleotide messenger RNA. RefSeq lists its product as uncharacterized. The transcript has 8 exons. Lineage: Eukaryota; Metazoa; Mollusca; Bivalvia; Ostreida; Ostreidae. Bases 182 to 592 code for a protein of 136 amino acids. The record is from RefSeq and is a predicted model, not a curated record.